AUGCCCAUCGGCAAUUUGUACGUCAUUGCAGGCGUCUCCGUCGUCGGAGGCGCCUUGUUCGGCUUUGAUAUCUCGUCCAUGUCGGCCCAGCUCGGCGAACAGUCCUACAACUGUUAUUUCAACGACGGCCCCAAGGGCCCUCCUUUCACCGAGGAGCCAUGCAGCGGUCCCAAGCCGCUCACCCAGGGUGGCAUCGUCGCCUCCAUGGCCGCCGGCUCCUGGCUCGGCGCUCUGAUCUCCGGUAUCCUUUCUGAUCGCAUAGGCCGCAAAAAGUCCAUCAUGAUUGGCGCCGUCAUUUGGGUCAUCGGUUCCAUUCUUUGCGCUGCGGCCCAGAACAAGGCCAUGCUCAUCAUCGGCCGCAUCAUCAACGGUCUCUCCGUCGGUAUCGAAUCUGCUCAGGUCCCCGUCUACAUUGCCGAGAUCUCGCCCCCGUCCAAGCGCGGUCGCUUCAUUGGCUUCCAGCAAUGGGCCAUUACCUGGGGCAUCCUCAUCAUGUACUACAUCUCCUACGGCUGUGCUCAGAUUGGCAAGAACGAGUGGAACGACCACAGCACGGCCAACUGGCGCGUGCCCUGGGCUCUCCAGAUGAUCCCAGCCAUCUUCCUCUUCUUCAUGAUGAUGCCUCUGCCCGAGUCACCCCGCUGGCUCGCGCGCAAGGACCGCUGGGAGGAGUGCCACAACGUUCUCACCCUCGUCCACGGCCAGGGAGACCCCAACCAUCCUUUUGUCUCGUACGAGUUGCAGGAUAUCAAGGACAUGUGCGAGUUUGAGCGCCGUCAUGCCGACGUGACCUACCUUGAUCUGUUCAAGCCAAGGAUGCUGAACAGAACCGUCAUUGGUCUCUUCACCCAGAUCUGGUCUCAACUUUGCGGCAUGAACGUCAUGAUGUACUACAUUACCUACAUUUUCGAAAUGGCGGGAUACAGCGGCAACGCCAACUUGCUCGCGUCCUCUAUUCAGUACAUCAUCAACGUCUUGAUGACUGUCCCCGCGCUUCUCUGGGCUGAUAGAUGGGGCCGUCGCAAGACCAUGCUGAUCGGUUCUACCCUCAUGGGUACCUGGAUGUUCAUGAACGCUGGCAUCCUCGCCACGCACGCUGAAAUCAUCCCCAAGGAGCAGCGCAAGCAAGAUGUCCUGUCCAUGACGGUCUCUGGUGCCCCUGCCAAGGCCCUCAUUGCCGGAACUUACCUCUUCGUCGCCUCUUUUGCUCCCACUUGGGGCCCGGCGUCCUGGACGUACCCUCCCGAGCUGUUCCCUCUUCGUCUUCGCAGCAAGGGUGUCGCCCUGGCCACGUCCGGUAACUGGGCCUUCAACACUGCGCUGGGUCUCUUCACGCCUCCUGCCUUUGCGAACAUUGCCUGGAAGGCCUACAUCGUCUUUGCCGUCUUCAAUGUCGCCGCAUUCGUCCACGUCUUCUUUGGCUUCCCCGAAACGGCCGGAAAGACGCUGGAAGAGACCGAGGCCAUGUUCGAGGACCCCAAGGGUAUUCCGUACAUUGGCACCCCUGCCUGGAAGACUCAUCCUGUCACUGGCGCCAUGCGCAAGGCUGAGCACGGUGAUAUCGAGGCUGCGGCCAAGACUGCCGACAUUGAGAAGCCUCACACCCCUCCGGUUGAGCAGCACGAGGUCACCACACCGUAA
Messenger RNA from Cordyceps fumosorosea ARSEF 2679, 1641 nucleotides. Its product is annotated as General substrate transporter. Gene Ontology annotation, biological process: transmembrane transport; carbohydrate transport. Gene Ontology annotation, cellular component: membrane. Gene Ontology annotation, molecular function: carbohydrate:proton symporter activity. Lineage: Eukaryota; Fungi; Ascomycota; Sordariomycetes; Hypocreales; Cordycipitaceae. The record is from RefSeq and is a predicted model, not a curated record. The transcript has 2 exons. Bases 1 to 1641 code for a protein of 546 amino acids.